Messenger RNA from Seriola dumerili (greater amberjack), 3627 nucleotides. It is a transcript of the gene fbxl17, whose product is annotated as F-box and leucine rich repeat protein 17. The transcript has 11 exons. Gene Ontology annotation, cellular component: SCF ubiquitin ligase complex. NCBI's taxonomy places the organism in Eukaryota, Metazoa, Chordata, Actinopteri, Carangiformes, Carangidae. Gene Ontology annotation, molecular function: protein binding. Bases 155 to 2134 code for a protein of 659 amino acids. Gene Ontology annotation, biological process: SCF-dependent proteasomal ubiquitin-dependent protein catabolic process. The record is from RefSeq and is a predicted model, not a curated record.
GCUACGCUAGUUCAGUAGCAAGGUUUCUUGCGUCCGCGUCUCUCCUGCCGGGACUUGUCAGCGCUCAUUCCGACCGUGCAGCAUAGCAGUAUUAUGCGAGCACCGUCCGGAGUGUGGGAGCACCGUGUGAAGUGAGUUUCCGUGAAUCAUCUAUAUGGGCCAUCUUCUCUCGAAAAAUGGUUACCGCCUGAAGAAGAGGCCACGCAAAUUACAUCACAGGAAGAAGAAGAAGAGGAACUGUUUCCUUCAGGGGCCUUGUAUGCUGUGCUUCAUUGUCCACAGCAACAGCAGCAGUCUUGACGACGACAACAACCAUUUGGAGGCUGGUGUCAACGGCAGCGGGUGCCGUCAUAACAGCGUCACUGGAAUCAGUGUCCCCGGUGUGGGUGGUGUUGGCAUUGGAGCAGUAGCUGCCUCGAAGCUUGCCGAACGAUACGCGACACUCACGUCUCCUGAGGACUGCUCCAAGUUCCUGUUGUCACCAAGGGAGCUAUCUAUCUGGGAAGGCCAGGGGAGGAGCCUAUUAUCAGCUGUUCCUGCCAAGCUGAUUCCACCACCAGCGCUGUUUCGAACUGCUGGGGUGUCUGUGACCGUACCCAUACCUGUGCCUGUGCCUGGCUGUACCAGCGACUACACUGAGAUGGUGUGUAAGAGGAAGUGCUCAGAGGUGCAGAGGUGCACCCCCUGUAAGCAGCCACGCUGUGCCUUCGCUGCCCCUGAUGGAGGGCUGGAGAAUGGAGGAGUGGGAGGAGGCGGAGGAGAGGCUGCCUCGAACUCUGAAACUGGCCACUGCCACCUUCCCCUCUGUCCGCUUCCCUCGUCCUCCUCCUCUUCUUCCUCUGCCUCCUCCUCUUCCUCCUCACCUGCUGAUGGCUGCUGCGGGUUGGGUCUUCAUGCAGAUUUGCCCCACAGUUCGGACUCAUCCCCCUGCUGCCUGCAUCAUUAUGACGAAUGCCAGGCUAGAAGUUCUGAUGCUGCUGAUCACCUAAGCAUCAAUCACCUGCCUUCCUCCAUCCUUCUUAAGGUGCUCUCCCAUUUGACAGUGAAGGAGCGCUGUCUGUGUGCCUCUCUGGUUUGUAAGUACUGGAGGGACCUCUGCUUGGACUUCCAGUUCUGGAAGCAAAUCGACCUCAGUGGCCUACAACAAGUAAACGACGAUCUCCUGGUCAAAAUAGCCUCUCGGAGGCAGAAUGUGACAGAGAUUAACAUCUCAGAUUGCAGAGGGGUCCAUGACCAUGGUGUGUCCUCCCUGGCCUCUCAUUGUCCUGGCCUGCAGAAGUAUACAGCGUACCGCUGCAAGCAGUUAGGUGACAUGUCCCUGUCGGCCUUGGCUACACACUGCCCUCUGCUGGUGAAGGUGCAUGUGGGCAACCAGGACAAAUUAACAGACGACGCUCUAAAAAAGCUGGGAGAGCACUGCAGUGAGCUGAAGGACAUCCACUUGGGUCAGUGCUACAGUGUCACAGAUGAAGGCAUGGUGGCUUUGGCUAGAGGAUGCCCUAAACUGCAGAGACUCUACUUGCAAGAGAACAAACUGGUCACUGAUCGGUCUGUGCAGGCUGUUGCAGAGCAUUGUCCUGAGCUGCAGUUCGUUGGCUUCAUGGGAUGCCCUGUGACCUCUCAGGGAGUCAUCCACCUUACUGCGCUACGUAACCUGAGUGUCCUGGACCUGCGGCACAUCUCGGAGCUCAACAAUGAGACUGUGAUGGAGGUGGUGAGGAAAUGUCGCAACCUCAGCUCCCUCAACCUCUGCCUCAACUGGAGCAUCAACGACAGGUGCGUGGAAAUCAUCGCCAAGGAGGGGAGAAGUCUGAAGGAGCUCUACCUUGUGUCUUGUAAAAUCACAGACCACGCUCUGAUAGCCAUAGGCCAGUACAGCAGUACCAUAGAGACUGUGGAUGCCGGCUGGUGUAAGGAUAUCACAGACCAGGGAGCCACACAGAUCGCUCAGAGCAGCAAAUCCCUUCGCUACCUGGGCCUCAUGAGAUGUGACAAGGUGAACGAGGAGACAGUGGAGAGGCUGGUGGUCCAGUACCCUCACAUCGUGUUCAGCACUGUGAUGCAGGACUGCAAGAGAACCCUGGAGAGAGCUUAUCAAAUGGGCUGGAGCCCCAACACAUCGAACACUUCAUAGCUACUGCUGGACACACACACACACACACACACACACACACACACACACAUGCAGCUACACAGAGGCCCUUUUUUGUGUACAGACACAUACAAUAUUUGCAGCUCAAUCAUGUUUGCUUCUCAUCCACUGUUCAAACAUGCAUGUGAACAUGUAGCUACACACUCACAGACUGAGGUCCAGUCCAUCAACUGGUUUAUUUGAAAAUUUCAGUAAAAUAUGGGCCUCCUGGUGUUUUAUAAUUAUGUGAGACGUUAGACACCUACCAGUCAUAGGUUAUAGUCCUCAUCAUCAUUGGCUAUAAGUCAGAUUACAUCAAACAAUAUAGUGUACUUUCUUUGACCAGAGCCUUGAGUGUGUAGUUUGUUUUGGUGCAAAGCAGUGCACUAUUAAGUGUUAUUUGAUUUCUACUAUAAGUGAGUUUUACUCAGUUAAUCGAGUAUUAAGCCUCUUACAUUUUAAGUUCUCUGCAUCACCUUGGAUGAAUGGAGAGGAGGUAAAGAUGCAUGAGAAGGAUGCAUUCUGGUCCUGAACACAUGAAAAAGAUCCAAACAAAAAAAAAAAGGCAUCAUUAAGACUGUCAGAGAAAUUCAGUGAUGUUUGGACCAGAGUUAUUUUGAAUGAAAAUAGAUUAAGUAAGGUUUGUUGCCCAAACUGGCAAAGGUGUUCCAGAGCACCUCGCCCCUGUCAGUCCACUGAGGUGUUGACUUUCUCCAAACUGAACUCAACUGCUGCAGUGAGAUCACACAAGACAGCAGAAACUUGGAUAUCUGGAGGCAACAUCUGAACACUUCAGCCUGGAAGACAACUGAACUGCCUGGGCUUCAGACCUCACUAGAGGCAUUUUGAGAAAUCUGUAAUGUUGUUUUUUUUUUGUUGUUGUUUUUUUUUUUUCUUCGUUUCUUGGAUGUUGAGUACAGUGUUAAAGGCAUUUAUGGAUUCAUAUAAAUUGAGAUUGUUGACAAGGCUCCAUUUGAAGGACAGAGCUCUUUGCUGUGACUCAAUAUGCACAUUGUCAUGGUACGGAAGAAAGAUUCAGGCCAGAACCAGUCAAAACCCUGGAAGAUUUAUGGUGGGAAAACAGCAUUGAUUAUAUUCUAAAAGUGCAUGUUUACAUUGAGAACCUUACCUUAUUUUUUCAGCUGGAUAUAGAGUACGUAUGAUGGGGGAAGCUGAAAUGAACAUCCGUAUGACUUGGGAUCAAUGCUGCUUUUAUUGCCAUGCAUAGAUUUACCGUUGACUGAGCAUUACCUUGAGUCAUCACAGAAUGAAUUAAACAGUGCUUGAAAUAGAAGUUGCCUUUACCCAAAAAUCCUGGGUCACAUUAUCAGAAUAUUAACCACAACUACCUUGAUGAUAGGUAAGAGGAAAUGUUGCCUUAAGUGGUUAGUAAUUGCCAUCCAAUUAGUAACCUGUAAUUGACCCAGAAUUAACUAAAGAAAUGUUUAUCUGCUCUGUGGUUAUCAGAUACCCUAAUCCCAUUAUUUGAUCUGAUA